AUGGGGUCCAUCGAGGACGAAAAGUCCAAGAGCGCCCCCCUCAAGGAUGCCGCUAAUGGUGUCGAAGGGGCUGACGAAGCCUCCAAGGACAGCCCAGAGCGUCCGCCCUCAUACAAUCAACCAGAGGUUCAAAUUCAACUGCCUCGGCUAAACCUCAAAGAGGUUCCAGGCAGUGAGACUACUCGAACCGUUACUCGCGACCAGGUUGUCGCGCAUCUCAAGUUCCUCGCCGUGCUCGCGGAUUUGCGGGACGUUGUCUCAAAUAGUGACGGUCUCUUUGGUCUCUUUGAUUCCGAGGCCGAGAAGCACCCCGACUCGCUCGACGAGGCUCGUGUUCGCAUUCGCGAGAAGCGCUGGGCCGUGUACACGGCUCGUGCCGUUGAUCGGUAUCAGAAAUGGUGGUCCGCGUGCCUCCCAAUGUCCCGAUCUGUUGCCACCAUGGACGACUUGGUUUCGCAAACUUAUGAAAAGAUCAUUGAGUGUGAAACCAUGGUUCUGUGGACAGCAGAGAACAUGCCCCCACUUGAUAUCUUGAUGGUAUGGCACUCUCAUAUGCUCAAUCCGAGAGACUUCCUCGAAGAUUGCAUCCGAUCUGGCAAGAUGAGCACUUACAGAACCGGAUUCCCCUUUUCUGCCGUGGAUGCCUGUAUCAACGAUCGUACCUUGGAAUACACCGUGCCCGACAAAACAAAAGGCCUUUUUGAACAACGACUCAAAUUGAACUGGGACAAUCUCCAUGACCCACCCGGCAAGGAUCUUGAAUGUCCACGCUGCACACAGAUCAACACGAUCCUCUGGACCGAAGGGGGCAUCGGGGAGUCGGUGAAAGAAGCCUUCAAGGAAAGUACUGGUUUCGCCGACCGGUCCUUCGCGACUACCUGCAAACACUGCAGGUGCCUUAUCAACCAUGACCGCCUCAGAGUCGCAAAAUUCCGUAGCGACCUGGUCGAACUGCUGCAGGACAAGCUGCCCAUGCCAGGGUCCCUUUACAAUAUCAACGGCGUUCCGGAAGGGCCAUCCAAAGGCAGAACUCUGCUACUCCAUACAUACAUGCUAUUCCCAUCUCUGCUGAUGGCAACAUUAGGAAGCGAGCUGCUUGCGUUCACCGACCCCCGACUGGAUCGGUGCAAGGAUAUCGAUGCACUUCGCAAGCAGCUUGAAAUGAAGCUACGGGACCGGAAGGCAAUUAGCAAAGCGCACCGGGGUAUGUUCCUGAAUAGUUCCAUGGUGCGGCCCGGCGAGAAAGUACACUUCCGGCGCAUGAUGUCGCAUUACUGGGAGAAUUUCAGCCCCUUCGCGCUCGAUCUGGUCGGCGCUGUUAUCCGUCAGGGAACCUUUGUCCAGAAGAUGGACAACAUUGACUGGUUGCACUCGCCCACGGUUAUGGAAACUGCAGACCGCCUGAUCAAGAAGUACCACGUCUUCUUCCAAAUCAUGCUUGACAACCCGUCGAAAAUGGCCGUUCCCACAUUGGACGUCGAUCUCGCCUGGCACACGCACCAGCUCCAACCACGACGAUACUACAAAUACAGCACUCGGGUGAUAUCAAACGGAAUUCGCAUUUUCCUCGAUCACGACGACAAAGUCGACGAGAACAAGCUCUCCGAAGCCUUCGAAUGGACAAGCAAGAUGUACCGCCGCGCCACAGACGGCGCAAUCUACAGCGAAUGCACCUGCUGGUACUGCGAAGCCACCCGCGCACCAGAUCUAUACGACCGAAUCUUCAACGUCGGCUCUGCCUCGCGCGCCCGCGAAAACGCAGAUACCCUCCACGACCGCGAGGAUAUCUCCUCCGACCCGGACAAGAACCCGCAUAUCUCUGCGCACAAUGCGGUACGUCCGUCCAGCCUGGCGGCUCAGGAUCCUCGUAUUGGACAACUCCAGCGCAUCCGUCUGCAUCAGAACUAUGAGAAAGCGAUUCGGCGCGCUGAGAAGCGCGGUCGUACUCGGCCUGAUGCGAGGAAGAGCAGGGAUGGUGGCUACGAGCCGUAUUACUAUGCGCCGUAUGUUUGGGGCUAUCCCGUCAUGAUACCUUAUUAUGGUCCAUAUAUGUGUGACCCGGGUAUUAGCUCGAACUCUUAUGCCUGCAACCCGAGCUGCAUGAAUGUCAGCGCCGGUGCGGUGGGCAACUGUUGCUCUGGGACAUGUGGCGGUGGCGUGGCAGCUGGCUCAUGCGGUGGUGCCGGUGCCGUUGGCUGUGCUGGUGGAUCAGGAGCUGCUUGUGGAGGAGGUGGAGGUGGAGGAGGUGGAUGCGGAGGGGGAGGAGGAGGAGGCGGUGGUUGUGGUGGCGGCGGAGGAGGAGGAUAG
Messenger RNA from Penicillium daleae, 2307 nucleotides. RefSeq lists its product as uncharacterized. Lineage: Eukaryota; Fungi; Ascomycota; Eurotiomycetes; Eurotiales; Aspergillaceae. The transcript has 2 exons. The coding region runs from base 1 to 2307 and encodes 768 amino acids. The record is from RefSeq and is a predicted model, not a curated record.